GCCCUGUUUGCUUUCUUUCAUUUCUUUCUCCAAUUCCUCCCUGCAGCGGUACACGCUGGCAGAACCAGCCCCGUGGUGGGAAGCUCUGCGCACCCCGGGACACAGGGGACACCGCUUUGUGCCCACAGGACGGAGCAGCUCGGGGAUGUGCUUACAGCGCCGCAGCUGCUGUGCGCCGUGUGCGUGCCUGCGUGGGCAGCGGGGAGGGGGGACGUGAGCUCCGGAGGGAGGGAUCGCGUCGUCGUCCCCGCGCUGUCGUCCCCGCGCUGUCAUCCAUCCAUCCACCCAUCCACCCAUUCCAUCCACCCAUCCGUCCAUCCCCUGUGCCUCGAGCCCGAGCGAAGCGACGUGGCGGCCGCUGGGUGCAGAUGCCCCAUGACAGCCCAUCCCCCGGCGCACGGCCCCACCUGCCGUAGCCACCCCUUUCUCCCUGGUUCCCCGUCUGGGAUGGCCCUGAUGCGUCGGUGAGGGACGGGCAGACGAGCACCCACCAGAACACCGCACCCCCCCCCGCACCAUGGAGGCCCCCCAGGAUGUGCCCGUCGGGAACCUCAUCGACUUCGGCACCGAAGCGACCACCCUUGCCCCCUCAGAGCCCUCUCCUCCGGCCGUCCCCAGCGACAACGGGCACCUGGAGGAGGUGACAGCGGAGGAGAGCGAUGCCACCGAGUCGGCGGACAGCGAGAAUGACAUGGGCGAGUCCCCUGCUCACUGGGGCCACCGCCGCUCCUCCUCGGGCGAAUCCUUCUCCUCCAACCACAGCACCGGGUCGGCCAGGGACGAGGCAGCGGCCGAGCGCCGGGACUUUGUGCGGCACUACGUGGAGAAGAUCUUCACCGGGGGAGAGGAUCUGGAGCAGGAGGAGAAGGCGAGGUUCGGGGAGCUGUGCAGCGGCGAGGACGGGAAGGGCAGGGAGUGGUUCGCCAGAUACGUGAGCGCACAGCGCUGCAACUCCAAGUGCGUGUCGGAGCAGACCUUCUACCGCCUGAUGCAGUCCUUCGCCCUGGUGCUGUUUGAGUGUCACCAGAUGGACGACUUCAGUCCUGCCAAGAACCUCAUGACCAUGUGUUUCACGUACUACUACAUCGGGAAGACCCACGCGCUGCCCCUGGAGGCCAAGGAGAAGCCCACGGGCAGCAUCGACUCGUACCUGAAGUCGGCCAACAGCUGGCUGGCAGAGAAGAAGGACAUCGCAGAGCGGCUGCUGAAAAACACGUCGGCCAAGACGGAGAACGUCAAGGGCUUCUUCGGGGGCCUGGAGACCAAGCUGAAGGGUCCUGCGGCCAAAAAGAGCGACGAAGGUGAGGACAAACCGAAGGAGAAGCUGAAGAAGACGGUUUCCGUGCAGAGCCCGGAGGAGGAGAAGAAAGGAGAGAAGAUCUACCUGUACAUGCACCUCAAGCAGCAGCCCAUCUGGCACAACCUGCGCUUCUGGAACGCCGCCUUCUUCGACGCCGUGCACUGCGAGCGCAGGAAGCGCUCCCCCACCACCAGAGGGAACGCUGGGGAGGAAGAGGAGAAGAGGGAGAAGUGGUGCCACAUGACGCAGGAGGAGCGGGAUGACAGCCUGCGCUUCAAUGAGAACAUCACCUUCGGGCAGCUGGGCACCUUCAUCCACAACAUGCUGGCGUUCGGCCUCACCAAGAAGCUCUGCAGCGACUUCCUCAAGAAGCAGGCGACCAUCGGCAAUUUGGAUGAAGAGCAAUACAAGCUGCUCAGCGACCACAUCGAGCAGAUGGCCACCGAGUAGCGGCACGGCGAGACGGCGACCGGAGCAGGUGGAGAGGGCAACCUGCCCCCUCCAGAACAAAGCUGGGCUGCUCGAAGCACCCGAACACAACGCGUGUGGAGCUGCCUUACACCCGCAUGACCAUCCGCCAGACUUCAGAGCUGCGCCGCGGGCAGCCUGUAGAAAUAGGAGCCAACAGCCCCAUCCCUCGCCGGAGCCUUCUCCUGUGCGUAUUUCCAGAGCGGACCGACCCGGCGGUGUGUUUUGUCGCUCAAACAAACCAAAAAAAAAAAAAACUGCAAGAAAAAUAGCAAGCUGAAAAAGAAGAGCGGUCGCUGCUGCAGCUCCCCGUGCGUUUGCGGGCUGGGGAGGCCGCGUUGCUGCAACUUCAGCCCUCUGCAAGAUGCUGCGUGGGGGGCUCAGGGUAUCCAAUGCCUUUGGGUGGAGGGACGGUGCAGGAUCUGGAGGAAAUUCAGGCUGAGAGCAUCCUGCAUUCCCACAGCAUCCCCUUGGUGAGCGAGACACAGGCACGGGGGAGUGGAUGGCAGGGAGUGCAUCCAGCUGUUGGCGUCCCAUCCAGCUGUUGUUGGGGUCCCAUCCAGCUGUUGUUGGGGUCCCAUCCAGCUGUUGUUGGGGUCCCAUCCAGCUGUUGUUGGGGUCCCAUCCAGCUGCCGGGGUGCAUCCAGGCUGCCUCUGACCCACCUCCUCCUGCUACGAGGCAGUGGACAUUGUGCAGCACACGGCUUCCAGGAUCUGUGAAAGGAACUGGGAGCUCUGGGGGUGCUCUGUGGGGAUGGGGGGCACAGAGGGGGGCUCUGCUUUGGUUGGGCUCUGGGUUGGGGUGGCACAGGGUGGCUUUCCCUUGGGAAAACUGCUCUGCUUUCCCUCUAUGGCCCCGUGCAUGGGGAGGAAGCACUGUUUGGUCACAUCAUGGGCCUCCAUUGGUAGGAUGUAAGCCAUGGCGAGGAGGGGAGGCAGGCUGGGCUGGGAGGACGUGGGAAAGCAGCAGCUGUGGGGCUCAGAAUGGGGUUUUUCUGCAUGCACUCACUGUGCUUGCUGUCCCUGCGCCCCAUUUCCUGCUGCAGCUGUGGGUUUGCAGCUUUCCCAGAGCCUCCUUCCCCGGUGCUAAAGGAACAGCCCUGCACCUUGCUGCCCGUUCCUUCCCCCUUCCUUCCAGCGGGUCACCCAGCACACCUCCUGCUCUGCCUGCCUCACUGCAGCCCCAGCAAUGCAGCCGAGCAGGUUCUGAUGCGGGUUCCAAUGCGUUCCUUGGCACAGCAGCUGCAGGACACGGGGACAUCUCUGUCCCCAAACUGGAGGUUUCUGCACGUUCUGCGUGCAGCUUUCCCCAUGCAUCCCGUAAGAGAAAUAGCAGAGCAGGUCCCCGAGGCAGGAUCCCUCCCAUCCCUGCUGCCAGAAGCUGUUUGCUGGGGGGGGGGUCGCUGCCAGUUUGCACUUUGUGUGCAAUUGAUGGAGACGAGCUCUCUCCUCAUUCCUGCUGCGUUUGUCUUCUAUUCCCCACCCCCUCCCCUAAAUCUAAAGAAUAUAUUAUUUGCAUGUGUAUUUUUCUAAAAAAAAAAAAAUAAACAAAUAAACUGAA
Numida meleagris (helmeted guineafowl) is the source of this 3329-nucleotide messenger RNA. Its product is annotated as KIAA0513 ortholog. NCBI's taxonomy places the organism in Eukaryota, Metazoa, Chordata, Aves, Galliformes, Numididae. The transcript is spliced from 14 exons. The coding region runs from base 518 to 1750 and encodes 410 amino acids. The record is from RefSeq and is a predicted model, not a curated record.